ACUACAACUUCAGCUCCUACGACAACCACUCCUACGACAACCACAACAACAAAUGUAGCUCCCACGACAACUGCAGCUCCUACAACAGCUUUAGCAUCUACGACAUCCACUGCAGCCCUAACAACAACAACUGCUGCUCCUACGACCACUACAGCCCCAGAACCUAUUACGACAACCACUGCAGCUCCUGCUACAACAACUACAACUUCAGGUCCUACGACAACCACAACAACAGCACCUCCAACAACUGUAGCUCCCACGACAACUGCAUCUCCUACAACAGCUUUAGCAUCUACGACAACCACUGCAGCCCUAGCUACAACAACUGCUGCACCUACGACCACUGCAUCUCCAAAACCUACUACGACAACCAGUGCAGCUCCUACUACAACAACUACAACAACUACAACUUCAGCUCCUACGACAACCACAACAACAGCACCUCCAACAACUGCUGCUCCUACGACCACUGCAACUCCACGACCUACUACGACAACCAGUGCAGCUCUUACUACAACAACUACAACUUCAGCUCCUACGACAACCACAACAACAGCACCUCCAACAACUGUAGCUCCCACGAUAACUGCAGCUCCUACAACAGCUUUAGCAUCUACGACAACCACUGCAGCCCUAACAACAACAACUGCUGCUCCUACGACCACUACAGCUCCAGAACCUAUUACGACAACCACUGCAGCUCCUGCUACAACAACUACGACUUCAGCUCCUACGACAACCAGUGCAGCUCCUACUACAACAACUGCUGUUCUAACGACCACAGUGACUGCAGCACCUUCUACAAUAACUACAACUUCAGCUCCUACGACAACCACAACAACAACUGUAGCUCCCACGACAACUGCAGCUCCUACAACAGCUUUAGCAUCUACGACAACCACUGCAGCACUAACAACA
Messenger RNA from Oncorhynchus nerka (sockeye salmon), 918 nucleotides. RefSeq names its product mucin-2-like. The transcript is spliced from 2 exons. Lineage: Eukaryota; Metazoa; Chordata; Actinopteri; Salmoniformes; Salmonidae. The record is from RefSeq and is a predicted model, not a curated record. The annotation marks the transcript as partial.